Messenger RNA from Bactrocera latifrons, 2064 nucleotides. Its product is annotated as synaptic vesicle glycoprotein 2B. Gene Ontology annotation, molecular function: transmembrane transporter activity. The record is from RefSeq and is a predicted model, not a curated record. The coding region runs from base 292 to 1905 and encodes 537 amino acids. NCBI's taxonomy places the organism in Eukaryota, Metazoa, Arthropoda, Insecta, Diptera, Tephritidae. The transcript is spliced from 10 exons. Gene Ontology annotation, biological process: transmembrane transport.
CGAGUAGUUGGCCAUUUGGAUAGAAAGUUGCAAGUUCAUAACAAAAAUUUAAAGUACAAUUUUUGUAUAUAUACGAAUAUUACGAUAAAUUUAUGGGAACUCUGAAUUGUACAUAUAUAAAAAACUACUUAAGAUCAAGGAAAUGAAAAAAACCUCGGGACUUUAAUUAUUUUAAYUCGUACCAAUUAACGCGAUUGAAAGUGCAACGAAAUAUAGAUAUAUGUAUAUGUAUAUGUCCAAAUUGGUUCCUUGUGUUAUUUGUUAAAUAGUGUUUAUUAUUCUAUAUUCAAAAUGGCUGAAAAUGUUGGGUCUACAACASCAACAAGUGAUAACCGAAAAGCCGACUUCGAGCAAGCCAUGAAUUUAACAGGUUUCGGGACAUUCAAUUUAGUGUUGCUUAUAGUUGGUAUAUUUGCGUCUUGCGCCGCCAGCUUUGAAACCACCACAAUGUCGUAUAUACUUCCAAUUGCUGAGUGUGAUCUUAAAAUGACACUUUUCGAUAAAGGAAUUUUAAAUGGAGCUACAUAUGCUGGAAUGAUAUCGUCGGCUGUUAUUUGGGGAUAUCUCGCAGACACAAUUGGGAGGAGAAAAGUUUUGAUAUACGGUUUUUUAAUAGACGCCGUUUGCGUACUUUGCAGCUCUUUGUCGCAGAAUUUUGAAAUGCUUGUUGCCUUUAAAUUUUUGGGCGGCUUCAUCGUGAAUGGUCCUGGUGCAGUACUAUUAACAUAUUUAACUGAAAUGCACGGCUCCGCUCAUCGACCACGAGUUCUUAUGGUUUAUGGGAUGGUUAUGUCUUUGGCAACACUUAUAAUGCCACUAUUGGCCUGGGCGAUAUUUCCACAAGAUUGGGAAUUCGUAUUGUUUAACUAUUUAAUAAUACAUCCGUGGCAAAUAUUUUUGGCAGUAUGCAGUUUACCAAGUAUAAUCGGUGGAUUAGGACUAAUUGCGUUGCCGGAAAGUCCUAAAUUUUUAAUGUCUCAAGGAAGAAAUGCUGAGGCCCUUCUAGCUUUUCAAAAGAUUUAUUCUAUUAAUAAAAGAACAAGCAGGAAUACUUAUCCAGUCAAAGAACUGGUUGAGGAAGUUCCGAAUCGUAUCCCGAAUGUUGAUGAGCUUAUAUUUAAUGUAGAAAACAAACCAGUUAAGCGGAAAUACAAACCUGAGCCCAGAACAUUCUCCCAAUCUUUCAAGGAAGGAAUGAAGCAGAUUAAGCCUAUGUUCACAAAGCCUUUAUUAGGUCACUCCCUUCACGCGUAUGCGAUGCAAUUCUGUAUUUUACUUGGUUUAAAUACUGUUCGACUGUGGUUGCCUCAACUUUUUGCAUCGAUCGCAGAAUACGAAGCUUUAGAUAACGAUGAAUCAAGCUCAGCGAAUCUAUGUUCAAUUCUAGAGUAUAGUGUUAAUAAAACAUCAGUGAUUACAGACUUUCACGACUCCUGUACUAACCUACCGAACGUGUCAAUAGAUCUAUACGUUAAUAACAUAGUCGUAUCGGCGUCUGGUUUAGUAGCAUAUUGUUUUGCUGGUAUAACUGUGCGAGCUAUAGGAGCUAAAAAUUUAUUAAUUUAUGGACUCUUAAUAUCUGGCUCUCUCGGCAUAUCGCUCUAUUGGUCGGUAAAUGGUCUUUCCACACUUAUUAUAUCAUCUGUGUUUUUAUCAGUGGCGGCCGUAUCAACAUCAUCUCUAUUAGGAGUGGUUCUUGCUCUUUUUCCAACUUCUUUGAGAUCACUGGUGGUGGCAAUCGCAAUGAUGUUUGGUCGUCUGGGCGCUUUGGCUGGAAAUAUGUUGUUUCCUGUUUUUAUGGAAAUGGGAUGUAUACAACCUUUUCUAAUGAUCGGCGGUGUAUUGCUUGCUGCUGGUGCUUUAUCUUUCAUUUUGCCAGACACGGAAGAAAUGUCCUUAAAGUGAAAUGUAAAUAGGAUACGGAAAUCGGGGUUUCAUGUACUACAAUAUUAUCGACAUAUGCAUAGCUUAGAAUAUUAAUUAUACAUAAGGUAUAUGUUCUUGUGAGUAAAUCAUCAUGGAAAACUGUAGUUGAAUAUAAUGCUAGUUAUACUUAAAUCUAUA